Molecule: messenger RNA, 990 nt
Organism: Penicillium salamii
Lineage: Eukaryota; Fungi; Ascomycota; Eurotiomycetes; Eurotiales; Aspergillaceae
Source: the annotation of a GenBank genome assembly
AUGGCACCCGUCGGACUAAUGGCGCGUCUCAAGAGUUUAUACUCCAAGCAGGAGGAACCCGCCCUGUCAAAUCAGACGGUCGCAUUUCUGUCCGUUCUCCUCACUCUACUCUACGUGGUCCCAUUUUAUCUUUCCCCAACCACUCGCCCUUCGCCAAGCCUCAGCCGCGAUGCCCCAUCGGUAAUCAGGGCGCGCAUCCGCGCUGUGACAGGCUCUUGCAUCGCCAGCUCAAUCGUAGUUCUCUGGCUAGCCGUGCAAGAGGGUGGCUCCUCGCUCGGCGCUGCCAUCCGCCUGCUGGGCUGGUGGCCCGUCGGCGUAUUGGAAAUUUUCAGAUCACUCCUCCUAACAGCCAUCCUGUUCACCGGCCCGCUCUUCGAGCGCGGAAUCGUUGAGGGCGAAUGGCGCCUAUGGUUCCGUCGCUCAAAGCUCUCCGAGAGUCUGGGCGGUUGGAUCGGAUGGAGGAACUAUGUCGCCGGUCCUUUUACUGAGGAAGUCAUGUUCCGGUCGGCCAUCGUGCCGCUCCAUCUGCUGGCGCAUGAAUCCCCAGGUCGCAUUGUCUUCAUUGCGCCCCUGUACUUUGGAAUUGCCCAUGUGCACCAUUUCUACGAGUUCAGACUCACCCACCCUGAUACGCCGGCUUUUGCUGCGCUGUUGCGCUCCCUGUUCCAGUUCGGAUAUACCACCGUCUUUGGUUGGUAUGCGACUUUCGUGUACCUGCGCACCGGCUCCUUGAUUGCCGUCGUUGUGGUGCACAGCUUCUGCAAUUGGUGUGGGCUGCCCCGGCUGUGGGGCCGGGUUGAGUCCGGUUACGUGGGCCCUCCUAUCAAGAAGGAGGAUGGUGUUGCAGUGGAGGAGGGGCCUCUGGGUCUGGGGUGGACCGUCGCCUACUAUGUUCUGCUGGUCGCGGGAGCUGUUGGAUUCUGUCAAGGCUUGUGGCCUUUGACUGAAUCUUAUCAUGCUCUUGUUUCCUUUACCACGAAGGCUGCAUAG